AUGCGUUUUUCUGUUGAUGCAGAUGCAACAAGCCAAAAUGAAGAAUCUGGUAGAUCUGGUGUUCUGAACAAAAAUAAAGGAGUAACAGCAAGGAAAAAAUAUUCCUCCCUCGAUCCCAAAAUCUUGAAAGAGAAGGAAGGUACAGAAGUGGUCCACAAGCUGACUGAGGGUAUGCCUCUGCUGAAGUUCUAUCUUCGAUCACAAGAGGAGCAGCACAACAGCGAUGAAUUCAUUUUCAACCUCAUUUGCACUUUAGCUAAGGCAUGUAAAGCGCCACCAGGCAAAAAUACUAAUAAGGUAUUAGCUGCACUUAAAGGUUCUGUAUUCUUAUUCUCAAAGAUUCCCUGCUUGCUUGAUCGCGUUGCGGCGUCAACGGCCUUGAAUGACCAAGCUUCUAGACAAAGGCUCACUCAAUGUCUCAUCAUUAUCUUUAUGAAGUUCCUAACGCACUUGCCCAGUUCAUAUGCCGACCUACCUUACGCUCAGUUGAAAGCAACGUUAGAUCAUUUAGCAAUAGAAGAAAAAGAAAAGGUACAAAAGGAGUUGGAUGCUUUUAAGCACGCAAGAGAUGAAAUAAUCAGAGCUGAAAGACAGAAACGCGGACAACGGUAUAGAGUGGGAGAAAAACCCCCAAAUGAUUACAGAGACAUACCUAUUUGUCCCACGAUCAAAGAAAUCACAACUCAAGAAAGACCUUUCUUACGUAAGAACAUUUUAAGAGGACGGUACGAGAACACCGAGCACUAUCUUGAUGUGCAGUUUCGACUGCUUCGGGAAGACUUUCUUGAACCACUAAGGGAAGGCAUUCAAGAAAUCGUCCGAAACAUACCAAGACAAGAGCGAAAACAAUUGAUGAAAAACUAUCGCGGGGUACGGAUCAUUGGCAAGGAGUACACGUGGGCUGGGGUCAUUCAUCAACUGAAAAUCGAUGUUUCAGGAAUAGACACCAGCAGGUGGGCACAUUCCAAACGACUCAUGUAUGGUUCAUUCCUUUGUCUUUCGACCGACAACUUCAAAACGAUGUUAUUCGCGACAGUUUGUGACCGUGAUCCAGAGAAAGUGACGAGAGGACGAAUAGACGUUCAGUUUAUCGAAGAGCAACAGGUCUUGGGUGUAGAGAACAGCAAUUGCGUUUACCAAAUGGUCGAGUCACCUGCCUACUUUGAAGCCUACCGUUACGUCCUUAAAGGGUUGAAAGAAUUAGAUGAAUCAAACUUGCCGUUUAAAAAAUAUCUCGUUGAAUGCAGUGCUGAAGUUGACCCACCAGAGUAUUUAAGACGCAGUGAUACAGAAAAGCCGGUAUGCUAUAAUCUUAGUAAGGCUCCUGCGGUAUCAAAGGCCACAUCAGUGCCUGUUCUUCAACCUGCAGCCUGGCCCUCAGCCAAAAGGCUUUCCAUGAACAGUUCCCAGCUUGAAGCUUUGAGAACAGCAAUUACAACUGAGUUCUCUGUGAUACAGGGUCCUCCAGGAACUGGGAAGACUUAUGUUGGAGCUAAGAUUGUACGAUGUUUACUUGAAAAUCGACGCGCUCGGGAUCCUCGUCACAUCUCGCUGAUGCUGAUGGUCUGCUACACAAACCAUGCACUAGACCAGUUUUUAGAAAAGGUUCUGAAUUUUCUACCGAGUCAAAAAAUAAUACGGGUUGGAGGAAGAAGCAAAAGCGAGAAACUA
This is a messenger RNA of Porites evermanni, 1671 nucleotides long. The record is from the annotation of a GenBank genome assembly. NCBI's taxonomy places the organism in Eukaryota, Metazoa, Cnidaria, Anthozoa, Scleractinia, Poritidae.